AGAAAACAGUGGCUGUGAGUUUUAAAAGUUGAAUAAAAAUGCACCAUGGACAUUCAACGGCGAAAAACGAUGAGAAACCAGUGACAACGUCAAGCAAUCGGUUGAGAUCGCGAGGCAUUACGGCUAAAUUUCCUGCUGCUCGAGAGGGGCAACACUCCAACAAAUACGAUUCGUCAAAGAACGACCAAUUGCGGCCACUGAGUGGAACCAGCCGAACGUGUAGAAAACCACCAUGCUCUACAAAAGGAAACAGUAGGAUCAAACGGCAGUCCGCACAGGACCGCUUGAACAAGCUCCGAGACCAUCUACAACAGGAACUGUUACAACAAAAACAUUCCCACGUUAAAUUUGAUUGCACGAAACCAAAAACGCUAGUCGCAGGUGUCCUAGCGAAGGAAUCCUGUUCACGGAAUUCGCUGGCUACCGUACGUGGGGAUGGGGAUAGUGACAUGAACGAUCCUUGUACAUUGCCAACACAGACAGCCAACACACCACCUGAACCGGUGCCCAUGGAAUGGGAAGGACUUAAGGAUCCAGCAUCGACAGAACCCACCCAGCAACCGAAUGAAAAAAUCAAACAGGAACAGAGUGAACCGUCAGUAAUUAACACUAAAACAAAAGUGACAACGAACUAUUUGGAGCAUGUAGCAUCGUUCGAUAACUACAUGUUCCUUGUCCUCGACAGUUGCGUUUAUAUGAAUGAAAUCGAUUCAAUCGUGCGAAUCUUCGAUAGCGAAGUGCCAAUUAGCAAACCUCAGCCAAUUUUGGUCGUACCGUAUAAGGUGCUGCAGGAGUUGGAAAGUCUAAAAAACAAGAAACACGAGCUGUGGCCGGCGAUCACCAAGACGAAUAACUUCCUGCAUUCGAUGCUUAAAAAACGCGACAAGCGCAUCAAAGGUCAGCGGCCAGCGGACUCACAGCUGGAGCUAUUCGAGUUGUGCUCACCGGACGAUUCAAUUCUAAAUUGCGCGUUACAGGUGAAAAAGGUGGCAGGAGCGAAAGUGGUUCUCGUGUCGGAGGAUUGCAACCUGCUGACGAAGGCCCUCGUUGGCGAGUUGAAGGCUUACAAGUGGAAGGAAUUUUGCGAACGCUACGACUUUUGACCUCGCCUUAGACAAAUGUCGCUCAGUUGU
Molecule: messenger RNA, 1133 nt
Organism: Anopheles cruzii
Lineage: Eukaryota; Metazoa; Arthropoda; Insecta; Diptera; Culicidae
Exons: 2
Coding region: 39-1103 (354 amino acids)
Cellular component (GO): nucleus
Source: RefSeq, a predicted model, not a curated record